Molecule: messenger RNA, 1425 nt
Organism: Trichoplax adhaerens
Lineage: Eukaryota; Metazoa; Placozoa; Uniplacotomia; Trichoplacea; Trichoplacidae
Exons: 12
Coding region: 1-1425 (474 amino acids)
Biological process (GO): protein localization to cilium; cilium assembly
Cellular component (GO): ciliary basal body
Molecular function (GO): protein binding
Source: RefSeq, a predicted model, not a curated record
AUGUUCUACAUAGCCCCUGAACUGUCGAUUUUUGAAAGAAGAAACUGGCUUAUUCAUAUGCACUACCUAAAGAAAGAAUUUGAUGCUUGCAAGGCGUUGAUUAAGGAACAGUUAGCUGAAACACAUGGCUUAUGUGAAUACGCAAUCUAUGUUCAGGGACUAAUUCUUCGUCAAGAGGGCAAAAUUCAAGAAUCUUUGGAAAUGUUUCAGAAAGCUAGCAUUUUAAAUCCUAAAAAUAUUGAUAAUUUAAAACAGGUUGCAAGAUCUUUGUUUUUACUAGCUAGGCAUAAAGCUGCUAUAGAAGUAUACAACGAAAUUUCUCGUCAGCAAACGUCAGUUGACUGGGAAGUUCUGCAUAAUCAGGGAAUUUGUUAUUUAUAUUUAAAAGAAUUUACAAAGGCUAAAGAAUACCUUAAAGCUGCUAUUGAUAACAACCGUCACGAAAUUUCCUAUAUACAUCUUGGCCGUGUAUUUGCCUUGGAGGGGAACUUACAAAUCGCCAUUGAUACUUAUAAACAAGCCCUCGAAUUUUCUCCCGAAAAUACAGAAAUCAUGACUACUCUUGGGCUAUUGUAUAUUAAGAUUGGACAAAAUCAGAAAGCUUUCGAGCAACUUGGUCAAGCAUUAAUUUAUAACCCCUCUAAUGUGAAGGCUAUACUUGCGGCUGGAUCCAUGAUGCAAGCUCAUAAUGAUUUUGAUGUUGCUCUUAUGAAAUAUCGAAUUGCAGCAUCAGUUGAACCUGAAUCACCGCCACUGUGGAACAAUAUUGGAAUGUGCUUUUUUGGAAAGAAGAAAUUUGUUGCGGCUGUAAGCUGCCUGAAACGAGCUGCUUACUUGUCGCCCUUCAAAUGGAAGAUAAUGUAUAAUCUGGGCCUUGUUCAUUUAACAAUGCAACAAUAUGCUUCAGCAUUUCACUACCUCAGCGCUGCUAUUAACCUACGUCCAAAGUUUGGCCAGCUAUAUAUGUUACUUGCAAUAUGUCUGACACAUUUGGAAGACUCUAAUAACGCCAAAAAAGCCUACGAUCAAGCUUGCAUGCUAGACAAUUACGAUCCACUUGUAAAUCUUGAUUAUGCAAUUGCCUUGUAUAACUGGGGAGACAAACGUUCAGCAAUAAAACAACUUCGACUGUUUGAAGACAAGCUAACAAUAUUAAAAGAAGUAAAAUCAAAUGAUGUCGAUCCCGAAAUGGAAGAGGUUGGUAAUAGGCUAAAUGCAAUGCUUCAAAUUGGAGAGACAAGUUCAUGGAAAGAAACGCCAAGCCACAAAAAUGAAGGACUAAGCUCACCUGCUGAACCUAGUGCACCAAGUGUGUCCAGUGAAUUAGACGAACAAGCUAAUUUACCAUCUCCUCCUUCAGAAUCUCCAUCCGCAUCUGUUGACAAAAGUUCUGAAGAGAAACGGUCUGCAGUCCUUAGCUCAUAA